This is a messenger RNA of Theobroma umbraticum, 4126 nucleotides long. RefSeq names its product Leucine-rich repeat protein kinase family protein. Lineage: Eukaryota; Viridiplantae; Streptophyta; Magnoliopsida; Malvales; Malvaceae. Gene Ontology annotation, molecular function: protein tyrosine kinase activity; ATP binding. Gene Ontology annotation, biological process: protein phosphorylation. The record is from RefSeq and is a predicted model, not a curated record.
ACAAGAACAAACAAAAGAAGAAAAAAACCAAGACAAAACGGGAAACAUGAGAAAGUUUGAAGACUAUUACAGAACAUGAAGACAAUGAAAUAAAGAGAUGGAAAGUAAUAGAAUUAGUGCAGUAGUGUUUUUUUUUUUGGAAGCUUAGCUGGCUUGGGCGGGAUUACCGGAGGUCAAACUAAAAACUGAACCAUCGCCGGACCUGGCUCUUUUAUCAGACCAAAAUUACGGAGCCACUGGUUCAGACUUCACCCCAAUGGUUCAAGCCUGCUAUUAAGCCCUUUUUUUAUUUCUUAGUUUUCACCCUGUCCUUUUUUGUCUCUCUGAAAGUUCAACUCUUUUCAGUUUUUUUUUUCGUAAGUUGAUUUGUCAGAGCUUAAAUAUUUAGCCUUUUUGUUUAUUCGUGUCCCUUCAGAACAAGAGAAGGGAAGGGAAAGAGUGUACAAGUCCACCACUUAAGUUUUUGACCAGCCACUCUCCUCCUUUUCUCUUUCUCUCUAGAAUUAUUAUUGUUUAAUUAAUUAACAUUAGUUUGGCCAUUACUUUUUCAAAUUUUAUUUUUUUCUCUCAUCUUCUCUUUUUGUCAACUGAAGAAACUGAAGGAUUUGGAGAGAGAGAGAGAGAGAGAGAGAGAAAAGCAAAGAAGAAGAGAAGUUGAUACAGAUUGGUUACCAACAGGUUUGAAGAAAUAAAAAAUAGAGCUUUGGUGUAUCAAGGUAAGAGCUUUUUUGGGUUUUUCCUUUUGGUGUUGAGGCUUCAGAAGAGAAAGAGAGUUACCAUUUUUUUUCUAAAGGGCUGUCUUUUGUUUUUGUCAAAUUUACAUUACAUGCAAAGAUACAUGUAUUCUGUUUAGAGAGAAAGAAAGAAAAAAAGAAAUAUGAGAAUAUUUAGAUGAUUGGGGUCAGUGUCCAUGAGCCAUGGUGGAUCAGCGUAGCAUAGGAGUAGCUUUCUUAUAUCUCUUGUUGUUGCUGUUAUUUGAGUCUACAUUUGAGCAACAAGUCCAGCAGCAGCAGCAACCGAGUUCAGGCAUUGAGUUAACAGCUUUAUUUGAACUCAGAUCCUCUUUGGGGCUUAGAAGCAAAGAUUGGCCUAGAAAAGUUGACCCCUGUUCAAGUUGGAAUGGUAUAAGAUGUGAAAAUGGCAGUGUUAUUUCGAUUAACAUUUCUGGGUUUAGAAGAACAAGGCUUGGUAAACAAGACCCACAGUUCGCUGUUGAUUCUCUUGCAAAUUUUACGCGUUUGGUUUCCUUUAACGCCACUAGAUUCUUGCUUCCUGGUUCUAUCCCUGAUUGGUUCGGCCAAAGGCUGUUGACACUGCAAGUCCUGGAUCUCAGGUCUUGUUCUGUAACAGGUGUUAUACCUUUGAGUAUUGGCAAUUUGACUAAUUUAACUAGUCUAUAUUUGUCAGAUAAUAGGCUCACUGGGCAAAUUCCUUCCACUCUGGGUCAAUUGUUAAGCCUUUCAGUUCUUGAUCUUUCGAAGAAUUCGCUUAUUGGAUCUAUUCCGUCACCAUUCGGUUCGCUAAGGAAUCUGACAAGUCUUGACAUUUCUUCGAAUAACUUAACGGGGUCAAUUCCUCCAGCCAUUGGGGCACUUUCGAAGCUACAAAGUUUGAAUCUUUCGAAUAAUAGUUUAACUUCUUCAAUACCUGCACAGCUUGGGGACCUUGAUAGCUUAAUUGACCUUGAUCUCAGCAGCAAUGAUUUGUCAGGUUCGGUGCCACAAGAUCUUAGAGGGCUGAGGAAUUUGCAGAGAAUGGACUUGGGGAACAAUGGUCUCAGUGGGUCUCUGCCGGUCGAUUUGUUCCCUUCUCCAAGUCAGUUGCAGGUUAUAGUUCUGAGAAAUAAUAGUUUCGUUGGUGACCUUCCUGAAGUAUUAUGGUCAAUACCUAGGUUGAACCUGCUCGAUAUCUCUCACAAUAAUUUCACUGGGACGCUGCCUAAUUCUGCUUUGAAUGAUAAUGCUACCGCUGCAGAACUUAGCAUUUCCCAAAACAAGUUUUAUGGAGGUCUCACAACUGUACUCAGAAGGUUUAGUUCUAUUGAUUUGUCUGGAAACUAUUUUGAAGGCAGGGUUCCAGACUACAUGCAUGACAAUGCAUCUCUUAGUAGUAACUGUCUCCAAAAUUUAACAAACCAAAGGACUCUGACGGAGUGUGUAUCAUUUUAUGCUGAGAAGGGCCUGAGUUUUGAUAAUUUUGGGCGCCCAAAUUCCACAGAACCUCCUGUACCUGAAAGUGGGAAGAGCAACAGAAGGAUAAUAAUAUUGGCUGCAGUUUUGGGAGGAGCUGGGCUUAUUGUGCUAUUAAUAUUGUUGCUAUUGCUGGUCCUAUGUUUCCGUAGACGGAGUACAACAAAUCAUAGAGGGAUUGGUGUGGGACCAGUUCCUGCUGGAGAAACACCUUCACCAGGAGUAGCAAUUAACUUUUCAAGUCUAGGUGAUUUAUUUACAUAUCAGCAACUUCUUCAAGCCACUGGUGAUUUUAGUGAUGCAAACCUCAUUAAGCAUGGUCAUUCUGGUGAUCUCUUUAGGGGUAUCUUAGAAGGUGGUUCUUCUGUUGUCAUCAAAAGGAUUGAUUUGCAGUCAAUAAAGAAGGAAGCAUACCUUUUGGAAUUGGAUUUCUUCAGUAAAGUUUCACAUACACGCGUAGUUCCCCUAUUGGGACACUGCUUAGAGAAAGAGAAUGAAAAAUUCCUGGUUUAUAAAUAUAUGCCAAAUGGAGACUUGUCAAGUUCCUUGUACAGGAAAAACAGUUUGGAAGAUGAUAGUUUACAGUCAUUAGAUUGGAUAACAAGAUUGAAAAUUGCUAUAGGGGCGGCAGAAGGCUUAUCUUAUUUGCAUCAUGAAUGCUCACCACCCCUUGUCCAUAGAGAUGUUCAAGCUAGCAGUAUACUUCUUGAUGAUAAAUUUGAAGUGCGACUAGGGAGCCUGAGUGAGGUCUGCGCUCAAGAAGGCGAUGGUCAUCAAAAUCGAAUUACAAGAUUACUGCGGUUCCCACAGUCAUCUGAGCAAGGUUCUUCAGGUUCAUCUACAGCAUUGUGUGCCUAUGACGUUUACUGCUUUGGGAAAGUAUUACUAGGGCUGGUAACAGGUAAGCUGGACAUUAGUGCAUCCAGUGAUACCCAGAUGAAGGAAUGGUUAGAACAGACACUACCAUAUAUCAGUAUAUAUGAUAAGGAACUUGUGACAAAAAUUUUGGAUCCAUCUCUUCUUGUGGAUGAGGAUCUGUUAGAGGAAGUCUGGGCCAUGGCCAUUGUUGCCAGGUCUUGUCUCAAUCCAAAACCUUCUAGGCGGCCCCUAAUGAGAUAUAUUCUCAAAGCUUUGGAAAAUCCUUUGAGGGUGGUAAGGGAAGAUAAUUCAAGCUCAGCAAGGCUUAGAACAACCUCCUCAAGAGGAUCUUGGAAUGCUGCUCUUUUUGGUAGCUGGCGUCAAAGCUCUUCUGAUGUAGCAGUUAUUCCAGCAGCCUCCACUACUAGAGCAGAAGGGGGAAGCAGUUUCAAACAAUCAGGAACGACAGGUUCACAGGGCAGUGCUCAGAAUGGCGGGGGUGACCAUUCAUCCUCACGUAGACGGCAUUCUAAAGAGAUAUUCCCAGAACCACCUGAAGCACUAGAUAUAGAAAGACAGGAUCGGGUCUAGCAGAGAGGUUAAUUUGUUCUCAAUUCUUUCUUAAUAAGACAGUAGGCUUCCCAUUUGAGUGCCUGCUGGUUGGCAACCUGAUGAAGCUCUUCUUAGUUUUGGAGUAAAUGGGGUUUUGAGCUUGAUAUUUGCAUUGAAUUGGCUGGCCUUUAGAUGCACAUAUCUUCUUUAGAAGUUCAUUUGACAACUACGUUUUGUGAAGUCAGUCUCAUGAACAGUGGUUCUAGUUCGCGGUUGGAUCAGGAUGGACAAAGGUUGAGAAGAGAAAGGGGUGCCAUUGACCAUCAUGGUUCAUAUUUGUUUGACAGCUUGUUUUCGGUUUAAAGCAAGCUACAAUUUUAUUGUAAUUGAUUUUUGUUUUGUGGUCCUUUUGUGCAAUGUAAAUUGUAAUUGUCGAGGAUUCCUUCAUUCAGAUCAGAUUUUCAGCUGUUCAGAAAGACGGGCUUGAAAAUCAAUAGAGAAAAGAAAUUAUACUGAAUUUUUUUUUA